AUGGCGAAGCAGAUCCACGAGAUCAAGGAUUUUCUUUUGACGGCGCGUAGAAAGGACGCGAGAUCAGUGAAAAUCAAGAAGAGUAAGGAUGCGGUGAAGUUCAAGGUUCGUUGCUCUAAGUAUUUGUACACACUGUGUGUGUUUGAUACUGACAAAGCUGAUAAGUUGAAGCAAUCUCUUCCUCCUGGUUUGACUGUUCAAGAUCUAUAG
Lathyrus sativus (Indian pea) is the source of this 210-nucleotide messenger RNA. NCBI's taxonomy places the organism in Eukaryota, Viridiplantae, Streptophyta, Magnoliopsida, Fabales, Fabaceae. The record is from the annotation of a GenBank genome assembly.